UCCCCAAAUCAAAGCGAUUAAACAAAUUCUUUGGAAUCCUGAUUGGUCCACGUGCCCCAAAUCCUGUCCAAAACAGCUAGCGGUUUCUACACCAAACCGCCGGUUCUCCUUCCUCAAAAACUUUCCUUAUAUAGAUGGUUUUUUCUGCUGAUGAUAGUCAAGACCAAAACGGUGUCUCUAAUCUCUAAAACCUCGGUUUGUCUCCUUUAUCUCCGUUUCUCACUUCCUCUCUAAGUUUUUCCCCUUUUCUUUUCAAAAAUAAAAAGCAAAAAAAAAAAAAAAAAAACUAAAACGCCGAUUCUUUUUGUUUUUUUCUUUUUUUUGGUAAGCUUUAUAUUAUCCCUCUCUCCCUUUUUAUCGAACAUCGGGAGUUAAAUCUUUCUUUUUCAUUUUUUUGUUUGGAUAAUUAGAAAAGAGUAAUCGUCUGAGUUCUGCGCCGAGCUAAAUCUAUGGGGAGAGGGAAAAUAGUGAUAAGGAGGAUCGAUAACUCGACGAGCAGACAAGUGACUUUUUCGAAGCGAAGGAAAGGAUUGCUGAAGAAAGCUAAGGAGCUCUCGAUCCUGUGCGAUGCAGAAGUUGGAGUAAUUAUUUUCUCCAGCACUGGAAAGCUCUACGAUUUUGCUAGCACCAGCACGAGAACAGUAAUUGACCGAUACAACAAAACAAAGGAGGAACAUCAACAGCUGAGGAACCCAACCUCUGAAAUCAAGUUCUGGCAAAGGGAGGCAGCAAUUCUGAGCCAGCAACUGCAAAACUUGCAAGAAAAUCACAGGCAAAUGAUGGGUGAAGAACUUUCUGGAUUGGGUGUAAAAGAUUUACAGAAUUUGGAAAGCCAAUUGGAAAUGAGUCUUCGUGGUGUCCGUAUGAAGAAGGACCAAAUUUUGAUGGAUGAAAUUCAAGAACUGAACAGAAAGGGGAACCAAAUUCAUCAAGCAAAUGUGGAACUCUAUAAGAAGGUUUAUGGAAAAAGGAAUAUGAAUGAUGCAAACAAAGACUCACUUCUCACAAAUGGUCUGAGCUUUGGGGAGGACUCAAAUGUUCCUGUUCAUCUCCAGCUAAGCCAGCCACAACAACAAAACUACGAGACACCAUCAAGAGCUACAAAAUUGGGGUAUAUUUUCCUCCAUAUAGUAAAUGAUUUUGAUACAGAUUACAUUGCCACAAUUUGAUCUCCUUUUUUUUUC
Molecule: messenger RNA, 1184 nt
Organism: Durio zibethinus
Lineage: Eukaryota; Viridiplantae; Streptophyta; Magnoliopsida; Malvales; Malvaceae
Product: MADS-box transcription factor 27-like
Biological process (GO): regulation of DNA-templated transcription
Cellular component (GO): nucleus
Molecular function (GO): DNA-binding transcription factor activity
Source: RefSeq, a predicted model, not a curated record